ACUACCCUGCUCCCUCUCCCAAGCCACCGCCACUCCUUCUCCCUCUUGCGCAACCAGAGCGCACAAACCCAAUGCGGCGCCGGCCCCUCCUCCCUCUUGCGCAAUUUGGCUGUGUGGCCACGGACUAUCAAGAACAGGCAGUGGAUCCUGACCCCUUUUUCUCUCAUUCCAGCAGCAGCGGUGGAGAAGAUCCUGCAGGCGAGGUCGAGCAGCAGAGGACGCCGGCGACAACUAACUUGCUCUCCGGAGCGGAGGGCGAGGAGGUCGAAAGGAGGAAGGAGACCAUGGAGCUGUUCCCGCAGAGCGUCGGGUUCAGCAUCAAGGAUGCUGCUGCCCCUAGGGAGGAGCAAGGAGAUAAAGAGAAGCCUAAGCAGCUCACAAUCUUCUAUGGCGGGAAGGUGCUGGUAUUUGACGAUUUCCCCGCCGACAAGGCAAAGGAUCUGAUGCAGCUGGCCAGCAAGGGCAGCCCAGUGGUACAGAACGUUGUUUUGCCUCAACCCUCUGCAGCUGCUGCUGUCAGUACUGACAAGGCCGUGCUGGACCCGGUCAUCAGCUUGGCCGCUGCUAAGAAGCCUGCUCGCACAAAUGCUUCUGAUGCAUUACAUCAAGAAAAAGAUUUAGUGAAACUGUUUAGAAAGCUAUUGAUGAUAUUGAUGCUCGGAUGAUAUGGAAGCAACGAUAGCAGUACCAGUUGAAGAUGGACAGUUUGCGAAGUCUUCUACAUAAAUUUCACAUGUCUUGCUUUUGUGACUGAUCAGCUCUGGAGUAGCUAGAGUGAUGUAGUUGUGGGCUUUUGAACAAUAGCUGGAGUGAUAUGAAACAUUAGUGAUGUAGUUGUGGGCUUUAUAAUUGUGAAUGAUAUUAGUAAAUGAUCUAGUUGUGAAUGA
Zea mays is the source of this 887-nucleotide messenger RNA. RefSeq lists its product as uncharacterized. Gene Ontology annotation, biological process: response to wounding; regulation of jasmonic acid mediated signaling pathway; regulation of defense response. The transcript has 5 exons. Gene Ontology annotation, cellular component: nucleus. The record is from RefSeq and is marked predicted. The coding region runs from base 72 to 665 and encodes 197 amino acids. Lineage: Eukaryota; Viridiplantae; Streptophyta; Magnoliopsida; Poales; Poaceae.